Messenger RNA from Rubroshorea leprosula, 1143 nucleotides. The record is from the annotation of a GenBank genome assembly. NCBI's taxonomy places the organism in Eukaryota, Viridiplantae, Streptophyta, Magnoliopsida, Malvales, Dipterocarpaceae.
CCAUCCUAUUUGCAAACAAUAUCACUUCUCUUCUUUUAUAUUUCAUCUAUGUCUCGUAAACUCUUCUUUCUCCUAGGAGCUUUCCUUCUCGUCUUGCUUCACCCUUUCGAGGUUUCCCCUAUAACCCUCAAACUUAAUGAAUCACAGUUUUCCCAGUUGCUCCACAGUUUGGAAGCAGAAGGAUGCCAGGCAUGCCACAAUGGUACAAACAUCGAAGGACUUGGUCAGGUCAAGCAAUACCUUAACAAAUACGGCUACUAUCCAGAAGGCGUGGAGCUCACAGAUGAAUUUAACGAUCAGAUGGAGACUGCCCUUAAAAAAUACCAAGAAUACUCUCAUCUCAAAGUUACAGGAACCCUUGACUCUAGUACUGUAAAAGAAAUGAUGAUUCCCCGAUGCGGUUUCCCGGAUAUCAUCUACAAAAACGGCACCUUUGGUAAGAAUGGAAAUGAGUCUACGUCUCACUUGGUUGCUCAUUAUGCGUUUGCACCGACAAGAUGGUCAGUUUACAAGACUCAUAUUGUCUAUACCUUCAGCUCCAGCGUGCAGGCGGUUGAUAUGCGAACCCUGAGGGCAGCGUUCUCACAAGCAUUCCAAAGAUGGGCGGAGGUUUCUCACUUUACAUUUGAGGAAGCACGGGUGGUGAUGAUUCCUGACAUUGUGAUUGGGUUUCACCGGCUGGAUCACGGGGAUGGAUAUCCGUUUGAUGGGCCGGGGAAUACGAUAUGUCAUGCUUUUCCGCCAGAGGACGGGCGGUUCCAUUUCGAUGCAGAUGAGAGUUGGAGUACAAGUCCGGCGGAGAGUGAAUAUGACCUGGAAUCUGCGGCGAUGCAUGGAAUCGGACACCUCCUGGGACUUGCACAUAGCCAGGAUCUGAACGCCGUCAUGUACAGGACACUUUAUCCCGGAACUAUCAAAAGGGAUCUGACGCAGGAUGAUAUCGAUGGCAUUCGUGCUCUCUAUUCCAACCAUCAAAACACCGUCACAUACGUUUGCAAUAUUUUAGGGUGGUUUUAAUUAAAAUAUAUGAAUGAAAAUGUCAAAUAAAUUUUAGGUUUGAAACUUGCAAGAAGUGUAACGAGGAUGUUAUGAUGUUCAAAGUAGUUUCACUAUAUGUAAUAAUAAUAAGAGGGUCAGCUGCCC